Penicillium malachiteum is the source of this 504-nucleotide messenger RNA. RefSeq lists its product as uncharacterized. The record is from RefSeq and is a predicted model, not a curated record. The coding region runs from base 1 to 504 and encodes 167 amino acids. The transcript has 2 exons. Lineage: Eukaryota; Fungi; Ascomycota; Eurotiomycetes; Eurotiales; Aspergillaceae.
AUGAAGCAUCUUAAAGGCACUCAGGAUCACGAAGAGCGCCGAAGAGAGGAGUCUCGAAAGCAACGAUGUCAUCUUACCGCAACAUGCGCAGUCACAGAAGGGGUUCUACAGAGACAGGCGGUCCAUAAUGCUCAUGUCUAUCUAGGCUCGGAUGGUAGAAACAGAUCUACAUCACAAAAUCACCUCAUCCAAAUUCUCGUCCUGUUCAAUGGAGGCUUCUCUCAGCACCCUGAUCUGUCUCCUCGAAAUACAGCUGGGCUAGUCACUAUCUCCGGUGAAACACCACCAACCUUACGAUGGGUCUUUCUCGACGCAGAAACACACGAGAUGAGAUGGGGCGGCAAGCAGGAAAGUGAAGGUCAGAUAUGUGGGCCCUUCGACUGGACGAAAGACGAAGCUUGUAUCACUCUUGAAGAUUGGGAGGGGUGGAUGACGGUUCGCGACCCGAGCGAUGAAACAAGGAUGAAGAAAGAACUUGAUCUAGAGGAUUCUGGUGAUAUUUGA